This is a messenger RNA of Gorilla gorilla gorilla (western lowland gorilla), 3023 nucleotides long. RefSeq names its product farnesyl-diphosphate farnesyltransferase 1 (gene FDFT1). Gene Ontology annotation, biological process: farnesyl diphosphate metabolic process; cholesterol biosynthetic process. The record is from RefSeq and is a predicted model, not a curated record. Bases 933 to 2339 code for a protein of 468 amino acids. Gene Ontology annotation, cellular component: endoplasmic reticulum membrane. Lineage: Eukaryota; Metazoa; Chordata; Mammalia; Primates; Hominidae. Gene Ontology annotation, molecular function: squalene synthase [NAD(P)H] activity. The transcript is spliced from 7 exons.
AACUGCUCUAAAAAAUAGUCCAUGAAAAAAUACACACUACAAACAGCAACUCUUUCUGGUAGGCUUGUAUUUAAAAUAAGGCUUUUUCUCCCUUUUGGAAAAACACAGUCCUUGUUUGCUUUAGGGAAGAGUAAAGGUCAGUGCGCUGCAUUCCAUUAAUUUCGAAGGGAAAGAUGAGAAGACAUCUUGAAAGGAAUGCCUGGCUUUCUAGAGAAUAGUAGAGGCUUAACAGGUGUCAUAGAAAAACCAGGGUUGGACAGUGGUAGUAAAACGGCAAAACAGAUUUUAUUCAGAAAAACUACUGCAGUAAGAGGAGAGAGACUUCGGUACAGAACUGCUCCACUCCGAAUACAAAGAAAAGUAGGAAUUGAUGGCGGGGGAGCCGGAUGUCAGUGGAUGGAAAAUUAUUACGAGGAAACACAGGGGUGUGCAUUCUUGCUGAAGGCAGGCCAGAGUUAUCAGACAUCACCUGAGGGAUGGAGGGGGAUGUGGGACCUGAUCGGGUGUCCAGGGUGAUCAGAUAUUGAAGUUGGGGGAUUCUGGUCAAAUCAAUUUAGCAGGAUUCUUGGUAAAAUUGGGCGAUGCAAAGACAGAUGCGUUGAAUACAAAGUCCAGGCCUUGUUGGGAAGAGGAUUUCAGCGGAGCCCGAGUAGAGUUUGGUCUAGGGAGACUCUGUCACUGGGAGGACGAGCGAGCCGCUCGGAAGUGCGCUGGGUUCCCUUAGCGGCCAGUGGGUUCUGGUGAGAAGGGCAACAGCGGAAGGAGGCGCCGGUGCGGAGCGGGAGGCCGGGGGCGGGGCUGCGGGGCGGGCCCGUUGUGGGUCGGCCCAGCGCGUAUUCGAGUACAGGGCGAGCCCGUCCCGCCCCUCGUCGGGCGCUUCCCAGAUCUGCUUGAGUCUAUGGAGGAAAAACUCCGCGGGGUCCGCGAUUCCCAUGGCCGCAGCCGCCUGCGGCACCAAGGCCAUGGCCCUCUUCAAGCGCACCUUGGUGCUGAGUCCCGCCGCGGCGCCCAGGGGCCCGGGCGCAGGCACCGCCCCGCGGGGCUGCUGCUUGCCUCCUGUCGCCUGGCCCUGCAAGGACUGGCCUCGGGGAGAGGGCGGCAGGCUGUGGAGCCGCCUGCCCCAGUCCCACUCCCACUCCUGCUCCUCGACGUCUCCCACCGCCGUGUGUGUUGUCUACCCGCAGGACUCGCUCAGCAGCAGCCUGAAAACUUGCUACAAGUAUCUCAAUCAGACCAGUCGCAGUUUCGCAGCUGUUAUCCAGGCGCUGGAUGGGGAAAUGCGCAACGCAGUUUGCAUAUUUUAUCUGGUUCUCCGAGCUCUGGACACACUGGAAGAUGACAUGACCAUCAGUGUGGAAAAGAAGGUCCCACUGUUACACAACUUUCACUCUUUCCUUUACCAACCAGACUGGCGGUUCAUGGAGAGCAAGGAGAAGGAUCGCCAGGUGCUGGAGGACUUCCCAACGAUCUCCCUUGAGUUUAGAAAUCUGGCUGAGAAAUACCAAACAGUGAUUGCCGACAUUUGCCGGAGAAUGGGCAUUGGGAUGGCAGAGUUUUUGGAUAAGCAUGUGACCUCUGAACAGGAAUGGGACAAGUACUGCCACUAUGUUGCUGGGCUGGUCGGAAUUGGCCUUUCUCGUCUCUUCUCAGCCUCAGAGUUUGAAGACCCCUUAGUUGGUGAAGAUACAGAACGUGCCAACUCUAUGGGCCUGUUUCUGCAGAAAACAAACAUCAUUCGUGACUAUCUGGAAGACCAGCAAGGAGGAAGAGAGUUCUGGCCUCAAGAGGUUUGGAGCAGGUAUGUUAAGAAGUUAGGGGAUUUUGCUAAGCCGGAGAAUAUUGACUUGGCCGUGCAGUGCCUGAAUGAACUUAUAACCAAUGCACUGCAGCACAUCCCAGAUGUCAUCACCUACCUUUCGAGACUCAGAAACCAGAGUGUGUUUAACUUCUGUGCUAUUCCACAGGUGAUGGCCAUUGCCACUUUGGCUGCCUGUUAUAAUAACCAGCAGGUGUUCAAAGGGGCAGUGAAGAUUCGGAAAGGGCAAGCAGUGACCCUGAUGAUGGAUGCCACCAAUAUGCCAGCUGUCAAAGCCAUCAUAUAUCAGUAUAUGGAAGAGAUUUAUCAUAGAAUCCCUGACUCAGACCCAUCUUCUAGCAAAACAAGGCAGAUCAUCUCCACCAUCCGGACGCAGAAUCUUCCCAACUGUCAGUUGAUUUCCCGAAGCCACUACUCCCCCAUCUACCUGUCGUUUGUCAUGCUCUUGGCUGCCCUGAGCUGGCAGUACCUGACCACUCUCUCCCAGGUAACAGAAGACUAUGUUCAGACUGGAGAACACUGAUCCCAAAUUUGUCCAUAGCUGAAGUCCACUAUAAAGUGGAUUUACUUUUUUUCUUUAAGGAUGGAUGUUGUCUUCUCUUUAUUUUUUUCCUCCUACUUUAAUAAAGAACGCUGUGUGGCUGGGACCUUUAGGAAAGUGAAAUGCAGGUGAGAAGAACCUAAACAUAAAAGGAAAGGGUGCCUCAUCCCAGCAACCUGUCCUUGUGGGUGGUGAUCACUGUGCUGCUUGUGGCUCAUGGCAGAGCAUUCAGUGCCACGGUUUAGGUGAAGUGGCUGCAUAUGUGACUGUCAUGAGAUCCUACUUAGUAUGAUCCUGGCUAGAAUGAUAAUUAAAAGUAUUUAAUUUGAAGCACCAUUUGAAUGUUCGUAAUAGUAGAAAAUGAUGUGAAUUUUCUUUCUGUUCGGCUCCUAUUUUUCUCAUCAUUUUGUUUUCUUUAAUUGGGUUGAAUGGAGUAGAUAGAAAUAUUUAUGGUUUAGGUAACAGUUAGAUGUUUCCUAAAAAUGCAAACUGCCUUUUCCACACAAAGGCUGGGAAUAAAAUUCUGGGUAUUCUCGUAUUCUCAUUUAAAGGAGUUUAGCUUUCAGAGACAAACAGCAGGAUUGCCUUUGACCUUUUAGAAGAUUGGCCACCAGUAAAGGUGGACAUUUUUGAGAUUUUUAUAAUAAAGGAUUUAAUUGCUCUGCA